CAAAACACAAACAUGGCGGCAUCUGCUGCGGUUCGCUCCAGCAUGGGGCUGACUUUGAGACUUUCAGGAGUUAGACCAGACUAUAUGGCACGUCCCCUGUCCAGGCUAAAGACCCACAUGGCUUAUUUGCAAAGGAAAGACUCGGCGGGCAGUUUCCGAACCGCCAAUCGAUACUUACAGACGAGUAUAGGUUUGUACCACAACGAGGAGGCCAGCGCCGAUGAAGACAUCUCAGAAGAUGUGGUAAAUGUGGUGUACAUAGACCGGUCGGGCCAGAGGAUCCCAGUUAAAGCCAAAGUGGGAGACAAUGUUAUGUACUUGGCUCAAAAGUAUGAAAUUGAGCUUGAAGGUGCAUGUGAGGCAUCCCUGGCCUGUUCGACAUGCCAUGUGUAUAUAAACAGUGACCAUUUGGACACACUACCCGAACCUCACGAGAGGGAGGAUGACAUGCUGGACAUGGCGCCCAUGCUCCAGGAGAACUCCCGGCUGGGAUGUCAGAUCAUUCUCACUCCGGAGCAGGAGGGCAUGGAGAUAACUUUGCCCAAAGUCACUCGGAACUUCUACGUGGACGGCCAUGUCCCCAAACCUCACUGAGAGGACGCACUACAGGCGGGAUGGCUACGAACGAGACGCCGUGCACAAGGGAGAAAAAGCAGGGCUUGUGGGAAGUCCGUGGCAACUCGCCCUGAAGAAAUUGACUGACACAUUAACAGAGGUGGGGCAGUAGGACUCUCCCAGAACGAAACCAAACCAUUGGUGAUGUCUAAAACCUGCUUAUUUAUUUAUGUGGAAGCUUUUCAGGCAAGUACAGUGGCACAAAGUGUUCUUUGCUAAAAAAAAUAAAAAUAAAAACACUUAAACAGUCAAGGUUUGAGACAUUUUAGACAAAGUCCAUUUUGUUUACAAGGGAGUACAAGGACCACACUGAACAGGGAAAUAAAAUAUUACAAAACAGGGGGAAAAAGCGGUAAAGUUAUAGGAGAAUGAAGCAAUUUUGGAGAGUUUCAAGCCAAUAUACAGUAGAGCCCAAAUUUUUCCGCAUGUUAUGUUCCGAGACCCCAAAUAUGAAUUAUCAACGCACCCACAAAAAGUCAUAAAAAUAUAUCUUACACUUCUAAACCAAGGCUAUCCAACUGGCGUAGUUCAGUUCAAAACUUAGGAGACAAACAUUUUUGCAGCAAAUUUCUAAAAACACUCGAGUGCUCAUGUCACAUUGAGGAAUUUAGACCACGGUAACCACAGUGUUAGAUACUUACAUUGACAUUUUAACCUUGACAUAACUGAGGUGUUCCUCAAGGCACCCCUUUAGGUCCCCUCCAAUUUGGCAUUUUUUCGUAACUAAGGUGUUGCUAUAGCUCGUUUACGUCAAAUGCAGUCAGUAGUCAUUUGUUAACCUUCAGUUAUACUUGUGGUGUUCCUCAAGGUUCCAUUUUAGGUCCUCUCUUUUUCUUUAUUUGGGCUAUUCAGCUGGUGGCACACAAGUUCAAUUAAAAAAAACUUGUGGGAGACUCACAUUUUUGCAGCAGAUUCUUAAAAACACUGGAGUGCUGUCAUAGAGAUGAUCUUUGACUAGCUUUUUUGCAGAAGGUCCUUACAAACAGCAAAGCGCUCCUGUAACUCACAAAACAAAUACGCCAAAAUCAGAUGUCCACUGGUUCUCCGGAAUAUACAAAAUAGGACUAAUACUGAAGUCCUUAGCUUUCUGGAAAUGUGGCCCCCAUAACAUUUCAUCAGAUUACCAAGGAAAUUCACUAUCCUCGUUUUGAACUCUAAAAUAUGCCUCUCACGAGUAUUCAACACAUUUUAAAUUCAGUUUUACACAUUAAGAAACAGUUACAGGUAUUGUAGCGUACUGUACUGAUCUACCUACCGUAUUAUGGGACAAAAAGUGUUAUUUAAAUUUCAGAGAGCAAAUUUUAAAAUGUUUAGACAUUUAGAUUUUGAUGAAAGUGAACUUUACAAAGUGUAUUAUGUACUUGAUCAUGAUGUUAUUUUCUCAUACACAUAACAUAAAACAAUGUCCAAAAAGUUAAGAUCAUUUGUUAUAAUCAUGAAAUUAUUUUUAAGUAUCAAAACUGUUUUGCUUCUCAAACUUAUACUAGUUUUGCGAUAAUAUGGCCAUAUAGUCUUGGAAAAUUACCACUUUUUUCUUUAUUAUUACACAAUUUUUUUUGGGGGGGAGACAAUGACACAUAUUUUGUGUAAUAUUACAACUUCAUUCUAAUUGUAAUUCUAUCACUGUUCAAAAUUUUCAGCGUGGCCCUGUAAUACUCCUUUGUGUGCCAGAUGGAACAUUCCAGGUUACAGCUGACAAACGCACAACUACCGCCACAGCUAGCUCUUUGUCAUUUCACUUUGAUUACCUUUAUCAUGGCUAUUUACGUACACAUAUUAUGUAAUAUUAUGCCAUAUUGUGUAUUUGAAGGGUUUGUGGCUGAUCUUUAAUGGAGUCCAACUUCCGACUCGCUAUGAACAUUUCAAAACUUCCUACUGAAGGUUUAACAUCAAAGCAGUUUUCUGGAGUCGCCGCUAAUGAAGGUUUUGUUAUUAUAAUCUGGUUCCAACCAGCUUUAUGUUAGCAGUGCUGCAUCGAACCCAUCGAUUUGUUAAUUCUACUGUACUUGUUCAAAUUGUGCACACCUGUAAGUCACUUAUAUAUGUCAUAUUGUGUCCUUAAAAUCACAAGUAUUUAAAAUUGUGCAAUAAAGUACAUUUUAAAGCUGAUUUCAGUCCACAUUUUUGCAUACGGCAUACAUGAUGAACAUUUGAUUUUGCCAAACAGAGCUACAUUGUCCUUAUUAGUAGUAUAGCACACACAAAGUCAAGUGGUUGAUGCAAAAAACAUGCUUAGGGCAGGGGAAAUUUGGGGAUAUUUAUUUAAAAAAAAUAAAGUAAAAUUACUUUCUUACUGCAUCCAACCUUGGCAGCUCUGCAGUUUAAGAGUUCUGCCCCAAAUGAUACUUUUCAUCGGGAGCUUUUUUAAAUUGUUUUAAUUUUUAUUGUUUUGCUCAUGUUUAUAAAAUACGGAUUUUAGGCAAACAAAAAUAUUUGUGUCAAUACCUUUAUUUGUGAACAGUAUUUAUUAUUUAAUUAUUGUUGUGUAACAGAUUGAGCACAGUAAAUGAAUAAACAAAUGCGUUACAGAUUACAAUGGAAUGGAAAAGAGGUCGGAUUGAAUAACUCUGCUUCUUCCUACUCCUUUUCGGACAUGUUGCAAUGAGAGACUGGAAUAUAGAAUAUACCAUAUUUGUAACUAUAUGCAUGUUCGAAACAAACAAGAUAGUACAGUGAUUCUCAAACUGUGGUACACCAAAAAAAUCACUUGGAAAAAGUACAGCGUUUUUACUUCAUUCAAACACUGUGUCACUGUUCAAACUGUGUGUAUUGUUGCAGUGAUCAAAACUAUUAAAUAUACUUGUUAAAUAAAACCCCUGCCUUGUUUUAAUGAUUACUUAGGUAUACUAUGUUACUGUAUUUUAAUGUUGGUCAUUAUGGUGGUACUUAGCCAAGUUUUUUCUGAGGUGGUACUUGGUGGAAAAAGUUUGAGAACCAUUGUGAUAGAUAGAUGGAUAGAUACAGUAGAUAUCAUUUAAGUCCCAACCUAAAACUCAUUUGUAUACACUAGCCUUUAAAUAGACUCCCCUUGUAGACCAGUUGAUCUGCCGUCUCUUUUCUACUCUGCCCCCCUCUCCUGCGUGGAGAGGUUAUUAGGUGACCACAGAUGAUCCCGCUAGCUGUUCAAAGCUGGGACCCGGGGUGGACCACUCAUCUGUGCAUCAGCUGGGGACGUCUCUGUGCUGCUGACUUGUCUCCACUCAAGAUGAUCUCUGCUGGCCCCACUAUGGACUGGACUCUCACACUAUUAACCAGAUCCACUCGACCCCCCCUACAAGGUUUCUCAUUGUAUCCCAUUGGGUUGAGUUAUCUCUUGUCCUGAUGUGGGAUCUGAGCCGAGGAUGUCGUCGUGGCUUGUGCAGCCCUUUGAGACACUCGUGAUUUAGGGCUAUACAAAUACACUUUGAUUGAUUGAUUGACUGAGAUAGAUCGAUACAUGUUUCAUCUCCAAAGACCAAGUCACAUUUCCAGCAGCUUGUAAGGGUAGAAACACACAAGGGCAUGCAAGGUUUAAAUGAAAUAAAAUAAAAUAAAAGUCACCAAUAUUUUAUGCAACAAUAUAAUGUUAACUUACCGACAAAAUGAUGGACUCUAGAAAGAGGUUCCGCAGCCUCCGUAACGGAACUUCCAGGUUUUGUAACAGCUUCUUCCCUCAGGCCAUCAGACUCUUCAAAAUCCAUCCAUUCAUUUUCUACCACUUGUCCCUUUCGGGGUCGCGGGGGAUCCUGGAGCCUAUCUCAGCUGCAUUCGGGCAGAAGGGGGGGGUACACCCUGGACAAGUCGCCACCUCAUCACAGGGCCAACACAGAUAGACAGACAACAUUCACACUCACAUUCACACACUAGGGCCCAUUUAGUGUUGCCAAUCAACCUAUCCCCAGGUGCAUGUUUUUUGGAGGUGGGAGGAAGCCGGAGUACCCGGAGGGAACCCACACAGUCACGGGGAGGACAUGCUAACUCCACACAGAAAGAUCCCGAGCCCGGGUUUGAACUCAUGACCUUCAUAUUGUGAGGCACACGCACUAACCCCUGUUCCACCGUGCUGCCCCACACAUGAAAAUAAUUCCCUCAACCCCCCCACCACCCAAAAAAACGUAUUAACUCGCUGGAAUAUAAAGACAAUAUAACAUACAUCCAUAAACAUGGAUGCAUAUGAAAAAGU
Molecule: messenger RNA, 4777 nt
Organism: Nerophis lumbriciformis (worm pipefish)
Lineage: Eukaryota; Metazoa; Chordata; Actinopteri; Syngnathiformes; Syngnathidae
Gene: fdx2
Product: ferredoxin 2
Biological process (GO): P450-containing electron transport chain
Cellular component (GO): mitochondrion
Molecular function (GO): electron transfer activity; 2 iron, 2 sulfur cluster binding
Source: RefSeq, a predicted model, not a curated record